This is a messenger RNA of Brassica napus (rape), 786 nucleotides long. RefSeq lists its product as uncharacterized. Bases 1 to 786 code for a protein of 261 amino acids. The record is from RefSeq and is a predicted model, not a curated record. NCBI's taxonomy places the organism in Eukaryota, Viridiplantae, Streptophyta, Magnoliopsida, Brassicales, Brassicaceae. The transcript is spliced from 5 exons.
AUGGCAUUCUACAACAAGCUUUCAGAGGUUUCGGCGGUUUCUUAUCCCAGGCUCGUGGCUUGGCGUUUCAGAGUCAAAUUACACAGGAUCUUCUCUUUCCAUUCCUAUGUUACAAACAGUGGAUCUUACUAUACCUAUGUCCUAGCAGAUGAAGAUGUAAGUGUUAUAUCAUCAUCUCUCGAAUUUUUCUUAACAUUUAACCGCUUCGAGGAGGAAGAGGAAAAAUGGGUGGAAAUAUUUCGGGUAAAAGUAGAUCGUUCCGGUCCAGGUUUCCAGGCAGUUAACUCUCCGUUCAAACUAAUUGGUACGCGCGACACACAAGUCCGCUUGAUCAACCCGCCUGUUAACGAUCGGGUUUUCAUUGACUUCAAGAACAUCCAUGCAAUCCCGCACAUGUCCAGCAAGGAACGAAACCAUCCCAUAGAUACAAUGGGAGUGGUCUUCAACACGGAAGCCCGUUUCGACCUUGCAACACCAAUGAUGGUGUUUUACAUUAGGGACAACAUUCACAGCCAGAUAAAAUGUGUGGCAACUGGCGAACAGGCCUAUGCCUUCUGGGAUGGUCUUGAAAAGAUGGGACGUGGACAGGUGAUUGUGGCCCUUAAGAUGUGGAGGAUCAGGAAGCAUUGGAAUUGUUCUGGUCCUGAUGAUCUAUCGCUUGAGACCGAAGGUGAAAUUUCGGACUUCAGGUUCAAUCCGCGUUUGUCCGAGGUUGAGCACUUCAGGCAGUCUCUACUAAACAGCGACCCUUAUGUUAAGAAAUAUGGGGUUGAAAGUCUUGUGUAA